AUGUUCUCAACUGGUCCUGUCAUCUCGCUACUAGUGUAUCUUUUGAUGCUCACACUCCUCUGCACGAUUACCAAUUCCCAACCUAUUGUUCAUGGUUAUCACGAAGAUGAGUUAUCACACGAAACUGUUUACAACCAAUCUCCAAACUUGAAACUCACAACUAGUCGAGUCGUUACACCAGAUUAUACCAUCAAGACACAUUUACCUCUGUCAGGUUAUGUCGAUCAUGUCUUUCUAGAUGCCAAUUCGAGUUCAUUGUUUGUUGUUGCAAGUGGUUUCAAUCAAAUCAAUCAAUUGGAUCUUUCAGGAGGAAGGUCUCAUACCUUUCCAAUUUCCAUUUCUGAAAAUUCAUUAAGUUUGAGAACGAUGGGUUUUGUAGAAACUUGUGUCUGUGGUUUGUAUGAUCCUGUUCAAAAUUCUGUGUUUUUGGUGUAUUCGACAAGUCAGAAUUCUGCUCAACAUUCUGGAAUUCCCAAAUCGUACAUUGUCAAAGUGAAUUUACAAAAUCCAAAAGUCAAUUCAGUAAUUUCCUUAGGAAAACGUGCUCAAGUCAUGAAAUGUGUACAGAAUACAGAUUUGAACUUGCUUCAUAUGGUAACAAGAAAGGAAAAUUAUGAAUUGUCAUUGUCGACAUUUGAUCCAAGAGAUUCAAGUUUGUAUGAAGAAACUAUACCAAUGAUGGAAUUGGCACAACUUGAAUUUAAUGCCAAGAUUGGUCUCGUUGUGGUUGCAGUGAAUGCUUCUCAAACCAAUUAUUAUGUCUAUUCACCACAAUUAGAGUUACAAUUUAUGACAAUUGACAUGAAUCCACAAUUUUACACCACAUGCUUGAUUGAUUCCAUGUACAUUUCAUCCGAAGGUUUAUUACCUCAUCUCACAACGGCCUUUAUCAAAUGCAAUAAUCAAGCAACGUUAAUUCAAAAACUUGUCAUUGACAUGAGCAAGAAACAAUUCACAUUCUGGACAAGCAGUCAAUAUCCAAAGGUAGUUCGAGUUUACAAAUUAUCUGAAUAUCAUUGGAAAUCAUUUAGUUUUGAUUAUUAUUUCGAUGAUUUUACUGAAAUGGUUGUAUGGAAUUCGACUGCUGGAUGGAGUGAACAGAAUCGUUACGUAUUGAGUGGAAAUUCAAGAUCUACUUCUUCUGGAAAGUCAUUGCAAAUGAGUGUAGUGAUACGUGACGAUGAAGGACAAGAAUUUUUGGCCAUUCCUCAAAGUUUUGUUGAUGUCAAUUUGUCCUAUCAAGUCGACAUGUACAAUUUGGAGAAUAUUAUGGAACCCAAUAAUUUUCUUAAUAAGGAAAAAGAGAGAGGAAAAUGA
Molecule: messenger RNA, 1317 nt
Organism: Naegleria lovaniensis
Lineage: Eukaryota; Heterolobosea; Eutetramitea; Acrasida; Naegleriidae
Exons: 1
Coding region: 1-1317 (438 amino acids)
Source: RefSeq, a predicted model, not a curated record